CGGAAUGGAGCGCCCCCGGGGGCUGCCCUGAGGCGGCGGCGGCGAUGCAGCCAGCGCGGUGGCGGCCGGGGCCAGGAACGGCCGCCCGGAGCUCGGAGGACGCUGAGCGCGCCGCGCCCGGGGCACUGACCGAGGGUCUUGUAGCGACCGAUUCCUCUCCAGCUGGGGCCUGGGAAAUGGCAGCUGCUGCUGACACAGCCUUGAAGACAGCCACUUGCCUGCUCAGCACCGUUACUUAGAAGAUAGGAAUCAAGAGGCCUCGCAGGUGCCAGCAGAGACCGGCUUUGAGCAGAGGACAGCCAGUCUCCCCCACUGCCUCUGGACCGGGGUGGGGGCUGGAGCACAAAGGCUGGUGAGGCGGCCGCCGUGCUGGUCCGGGUACGUGAUGAUGGGGACUCAGGCCACGGCGGUGGGAGAAGAGGAGCUGCCCCCUGUGAAGCCGGCCAGGGGGCGAGCCACGGCCCCCCCAUCCCCGGGAUGACCUCGGCCGGCAGGGCCAACCCCUACAGUAUCGUGUCAUCGGAGGAGGACGGGCUGCACCUGGUCACCAUGUCGGGGGCCAACGGCUUCGGCAAUGGCAAGGUGCACACGCGGCGCCGGUGCCGGAACCGCUUCGUCAAGAAGAACGGCCAGUGCAACAUCGAGUUCGCCAACAUGGAUGAGAAGUCACAGCGCUACCUGGCCGACAUGUUCACCACCUGCGUGGACAUCCGCUGGCGCUACAUGCUGCUCAUCUUCUCGCUGGCCUUCCUCGCCUCCUGGCUCCUGUUCGGUGUCAUCUUUUGGGUCAUCGCCGUGGCGCACGGCGACCUGGAGCCGGCCGAGGGCCGUGGCCGCACGCCCUGCGUGAUGCAGGUGCACGGCUUCAUGGCGGCUUUCCUCUUUUCCAUCGAGACGCAGACCACCAUCGGCUACGGGCUGCGCUGUGUGACGGAGGAGUGCCCGGUGGCCGUGUUCAUGGUGGUGGCGCAGUCCAUCGUGGGCUGCAUCAUCGACUCCUUCAUGAUCGGCGCCAUCAUGGCCAAGAUGGCUCGGCCCAAGAAGCGGGCGCAGACGCUGCUGUUCAGCCACAACGCGGUGGUGGCCCUGCGCGACGGCAAGCUCUGCCUCAUGUGGCGCGUGGGCAACCUGCGCAAGAGCCACAUCGUGGAGGCGCACGUGCGGGCCCAGCUCAUCAAGCCGCGGGUCACCGAGGAGGGCGAGUACAUCCCGCUGGACCAGAUCGACAUUGACGUUGGCUUCGAUAAGGGCCUCGACCGCAUCUUCCUUGUGUCCCCCAUCACCAUCCUGCAUGAGAUCGACGAGGCCAGCCCGCUGUUUGGUAUCAGCCGGCAGGACUUGGAGACGGAUGACUUCGAGAUUGUGGUCAUCCUGGAGGGCAUGGUGGAGGCCACGGCCAUGACCACGCAGGCCCGCAGCUCCUACCUGGCCAACGAGAUCCUGUGGGGCCACCGCUUCGAGCCUGUCCUCUUCGAGGAGAAGAACCAGUACAAGAUCGACUACUCCCACUUCCAUAAGACCUACGAGGUGCCCUCCACACCCCGCUGCAGCGCCAAGGACCUGGUGGAGAACAAAUUCCUGCUGCCCAGUGCCAACUCCUUCUGUUACGAGAACGAGCUGGCUUUCCUGAGCCGUGAUGAGGAGGACGAGGCAGAUGGAGACCAGGAUGGCCGCAGCCCCCAGGCCCGGCAUGACUUUGACAGACCUCAGGCCGGUGGUGGCGGCCUUGAGCAGCGGCCUUACAGACGGGAGUCGGAGAUCUGAGCCACCAUAGGCCAAGGUGCAGCAUCCGCCCCGCCAGGGAAAGGCCUGGUGUCCCUCGAGGGCCUUGGGUUUGAGCAGAACGGGCCAGGUGCCCCGGUUGCAAACUCAGUAGCGUUUUAGAUGUUUUAUGUUUCUUCACAGUGGCCUGGGAAGGUUGGCGGGAGAAUGGGCGACCAAAGCGGGCCGCCGCUGGCCUCAGAGGCCGGAGCAGGUGUAGGGAGGUAGCCUCUUGGGGUCCGGGCCAGGAGCCAGGGGCUUCUGUCUGAGGCUAGAACUGCGGCCUGCCCGGAGGUGGCUCAGUGGCCAUCCAGCCUCUGUGGGUGAAGGCUGGCAGGCUGCAGGGCACCUCGCUGGUUUUUAACUUGGGGAGAAACACUGGUUUUGGCUUUCUCAACCGUAGCUUGAGUAAGACUGUUUACAAAAAAAAAAAAAAAAAAUUUAACACGUGAUUGACAAAAAAAAUUUAAUUUCUGGGGAUUAUAAAAAUGGACAGUGAGAAUUCCAUUGGUCUGCCAAGAUGCAGGCAUUAGAUGGGGGCUCCGCGAGGUUCCCUGAGGCUGGACAGGCCUCUCCUCCGUGAAGGCCAAGUGUGUGCUGGGCGGCGCCAUCCACACGCGCAAGCGCGGGGCUCAUCUGUGGUUCCUUCUGCUCACGGGCGGAUUGGAUGAUGUUUGUGAUGGAAAAACCAAGACCAUGUUAAUGAUCAUAAUAAAAGCUUUCCAGAGUCACAGAGAUGGGGGUAGGGGCUGGGAAAAAAACUAGUUUGAGCUUUUUUGUACCUUAGAGGUGCGUCUCAGGGCUGGAUAUGGGACCUGCCUGCCAUGGAGGGUCCGCUCUCCCCACCCCCACCAGAUUUUCCUGUUUUCCUUCUCUCCUUUUCUGCCCGAUAGCCUCCACCCUUUCCGCAGUGAGGGAUGCUUGGAAAAUGUUGGAGUAGAUGGCUCCGUGGGAAGGGAGGGCGGGUUCCCAGAUGCCCAGGAAGCAGAUUGGCCCUAUUCCCAUGGGACCCCAGUGUGAGUCGUGCCUUAGAGACCCCAGGUGGACCAGCCCCAGUUGUUUCUGUUUUUCUCGGACUCACCGGUCCUCCCAGCUGCCCCCGAUUCCACCAUGAAGUCCGAGCCAGCCUGUGUGUCUGCAGAGGUGGGCUGUCUUGGCCCGCUCUCCGCACCUGGGGCAGCCUAGGUGAGUGCAGGGGCAUCCCAGCCAGGCUGUCCCCGCUGAAGGGCAGAGGAAUGAUCUUAGAAGAGGUGUGCAGUUGUCAGCCAAGAUGACCGGGAGUGGCACUUGCAUCCAGGCAGCCUCAUCAGGAAGAAGUUUGCAGGUAUUGGCUCUGCUGGCCCGGAAGCAGGCCUCUGAGCCACAGGCUGCCCAGCGUGGGCUUGUUCUUGGUAGAGGACACAGCUGGCAGGGAUGGAGCGGGCCAGGUCCUUCCCAGGACAGCUAAGAAUUCUGUCCUCUCGAAUGACCAGGCCUGUAAGGAAGUCCUUAAUUAGAAAGCCCGUAUGUGUCUCCCUAGCCUGCCAGUCUCGGCCACCCUGAGCUGUGCCCUCCAAGACAGCUAGGCACCCAGGACCUGGCCCAAGUGGGGAAACUGAGGCAGACCGCAAGGUCACGCAGUCGGUGGGUGGGUCUUGGGAGGCCGGGGGAGGCCAGGGGCCUGGGGUGAGGGUUCUUGCCUCUCCCCUCCUCUUCUACCCAUCCCCAGGGCAGCUGGAGACCUGGCCUGAGGUCGGAGGCCUUGGAGGGUCUGGGCAUGAGCUAUCGGUUCCCACCCAUAGACACCCCGUGUCCGUGCCCUGAGGGAUGCCUGACUCCCAGCAUCCUGCCCUAGCCUCAGGCCCCAGCCUCAUCUCCUGCUGGGGUGCUUCAGGCCGCGGAGGUAGCUCUUUCCGCUCAGGAUCUGCUGGGGGGGCCUCAGCUCCUUCCCAGCCCAGGGCCUGGCUUCCAGCCCUGAGCCUCGCUGGCUUUCUCCAUUUCAGCUCUGGGGGCCAAGAGUAGAGUUGAUAUGGGAGGGCUCACCUGCCCGCCCCCUCCCAGACUGUCAGGCUGAACGGGGGAGGGAUGAGAUGGCCCCAGUCACUUGGGGCCGGCACAGGGGCCUGUGUUCUGCUCUGCCUGGCCGCAGGAGAGCCUUACAGGGCUGGGUGGGGCAGGCUUCCACUGCUACCAUCUGGAGCAGAGCCCAGAGCCUCUGGGUCCCCCAAGGCCCCUGCCACCUCAGUGGCUUGGUGCACCUCCUCUCAGGCCUGCCCCCCUCCCAGGCCCACGCUGGAUGGUUCAGCCCCAGACCCUGCGGGAGAGCAGCCCUGAGCUGCCUUUCAUCUCUCGUCAGAGGCAGAUGCUGCGUUUUCAAACUCUUCUGCCCUCUUUUUUUUCCCCAUUCCCUGUAUUUAUUUAUUUAUUUAUUGCUUGUGCUAAAGACCAAAAUAGUCUCCCUUUUUAGUGCACUUGAAACGGGAGGGUGGAUGGGAGGAGCCGUGUGUGUGCAGAGCAAGGAUUCCGUUGUCCCUGGGGAGUGUGUGCUGGAGGGUGUGUGUGUGUGUGCCCAUGUAUGUGUGAGUGUGUGUGUGUGCGUGCGUGCAUGUGUGCGUGUACAUGUGUGUGUGUGGAGAGCACCAACCCUCUGAGUGUGCCACAUGCCAUGUGUGGUGCGUGUGCCGAGCACAGGUGAGUGGGGAGCAUUUGGGCACCUGGGUGUGUGUGUUGGGUGUGCAUGUGCGUGUGCAUGUGAGUGUACAUGGUGUCUGGUCUGUGUGCUGUGCAGGCAUGUCUAGCUAUAUACUCCCACCCUCACCCUCCCAGGCACUGGGAUUUCCAAGAAGUUUCUCAACAGCCAGAACCAGGAGGUGUGGAGGUUGGAGUGGGCCAAGAAUGUGGCCUCUGGUGCCCUCCUCCCUGACACACUGAGCUGCUUACGUGGGAAAGGGGCUAUGCUGGCGGUGUGUGUGUGUAUGUGUGUGUGUGUGAGCACCAAGUGUGUGGCAUCACAUGCACCAUCAUCUCAUCUCUGUACAAGCAUAUGUGUGCAAUUACAGCUUUGCCUGAGUGCAUGAGCGUGUGGACCCACAGUUCAUGGGAGUGCUGUGCAGGUGUGUGCCCAUGACGAUAUCCUUGUGUGUGUGAGUCUGGGCUGACGACAUAUAUGCGGUAUGUAUGUGUAUAUAGGUACACACAUGCAUAGUUCUUUGUGUAUUUGCCCAAAGGCACAUGUGUGUGAGUGUGUGUUUUAUAUGCAGGUUUGGUGUACUGUUUACCAGGCUAUGGGGCCAGGCACACAGGACGCAAAAUGGACACCAGCUGUGACCAUGGGCACGGCUGAACCCAGCAGUCCCGCUGGCCCUGUGCCCUGAUUAUGUCCACAUAGGAAUGUGUGGAAUGUGUGUGCCGCCAUGAGGCUUUUGUGCACGUGUACACGAGGUCCUAUCUGCGUGUGUGGGUGAGUGCUGCGUAUGGACGGCGUCUGCAUGUGUGUGUGUCCCCAUGAACACGCAGGUGCACAUGGUGCAUUUGGUGCACAGGGCUGGUGCCUGCUUGCUGGGGGCUGUAUGCAUGGGCGCGUGGGUCCCAGGAGUGUGUGCACACGAACGUCUGUGGAAGUGGUGUGUCCACGUGCACGCCUGUGCGUGCUGCUUGGGACAUGGUGGCCGCCCCCCGUGCCCUGCUGGUGCUGUGCCCCCUGGUCCCUGCCUGCCCAAGGGUCCCGGUGGGGUCCGGGGGGCGGGAGCAGGGGCCUGAUGGGAAGGAGGCCCCUGCACAGGGGUGUCUGCCCUGCGUGAGGUAUAGAAUGUCAAAUCUAUUUUAAAUGGUGAAACUGGAGAAUUUUCAUGUUAUUUUCAAUACAUAGCGAUAUCUAAAGACAUAGGCCACAAGACUAGACCACAUUAAAUGCAUUUUGAUCUCUUUGAGUGCCA
This is a messenger RNA of Lutra lutra (Eurasian river otter), 5675 nucleotides long. It is a transcript of the gene KCNJ12, whose product is annotated as potassium inwardly rectifying channel subfamily J member 12. The transcript is spliced from 4 exons. Gene Ontology annotation, biological process: regulation of monoatomic ion transmembrane transport; potassium ion import across plasma membrane. Gene Ontology annotation, cellular component: plasma membrane. NCBI's taxonomy places the organism in Eukaryota, Metazoa, Chordata, Mammalia, Carnivora, Mustelidae. The record is from RefSeq and is a predicted model, not a curated record. Bases 478 to 1764 code for a protein of 428 amino acids. Gene Ontology annotation, molecular function: inward rectifier potassium channel activity.